CCCGGGCCAACAAGACCGGCUCGCGGGCGAUGAACGAGGCGAAGCAAAUCCACGCGUACACCCUCCGCCAUGGCGUGGAGCGCAUCCAACCCCUCCUCCUCCGCCUCCUCUCCCUCCCCGACGACCCCGACCUCCUCUACGCCUCCUCCCUCCUCCACUCCCACCCCUCCCCACCCUCCACCCUCCUCUACAACCGCCUCCUCCAUGCCCUCUCCCUCUCCCCGUCCCCCUCCCCCGCCCGAUCCCUCUCCCUCUUCUCCCGCAUGCGCCGCCGCGGCCUCCUCCCCAACCCCCUCUCCUUCACCCUCCUCUUCUCCUCCCUCGCCUCCUCCGCCGCCGCCGCCGCCGGAGCCGGAGACGGAGGCGGACGCGGCGCCCUCCACGCGCUCCUCCUCAAGAGCGGCGUCCCCCGCGACGCCUUCGUCGCCACCGCGCUCAUCGACCUCUACGCCAAGUCCGGCCUCCUCGCCCCCGCCCGCCGGCUGUUCGACGAAACGCCCCGCCGGGACGUCGCCGUGUGGAACUCCAUGAUCGCCGGGUACGCGCGGGGCGGCGACCUGGCGCGCGCCGGGGAGCUGUUCGACGCCAUGCCCGAGCGGAACGUCGUGUCGUGGACGUCCCUGGUGUCCGGGUACGCGCGGAGCGGGCGGUGCGAGGAGGCCGUGCGGGUGUUCCUCAGGAUGUGGGGGGAGGGAGGGGAGGCGCGGCCGAACGAGGUGACGCUCGCGAGCGUCCUCCCGGCUUGCGCGAGCCUCGGUGCGAUGGGGUUGGGGGAGAGGAUCGAGAGGUAUGCGAGGGAGAAUGGGCUUGUGGGGAACGUGUUCGUGAGCAAUGCUUUGGUGGAGAUGUAUGCGAAAUGCGGGAGCAUCGAGAGGGCGCGCCGGGUGUUCGACGAAAUGGGCGAAAGGAGGAACCUUUGCUCUUGGAAUUCGAUGAUUAUGGGAUUGGCGGUGCACGGGAGGUGCAGGCAGGCUCUUGAGCUUUUCCAUGAGAUGUUGGCGGUAGGCAUCGCCCCUGAUGAUAUUACAUUUGUCGGUGUCCUCUUAGCUUGCACUCAUGGAGGGUUAGUUGACCAGGGGAAGCAUUUCUUUUACUCCAUGGAGAGAGAGUUCUCUCUUACCCCAAAGAUAGAACACUAUGGUUGUAUGGUCGAUCUUCUAGGUCGUGCGGGACUCUUAAAAGAAGCAUACACUCUCAUAAAAAGUAUGCCAAUGGAGCCAGAUUCAGUAAUCUGGGGUGCCUUAUUGGGAGCUUGUAGUUUCCAUGGUGAGGUAGAAAUAGCGGAAAUAGCAGCAAGCUUUCUCUUUAAGCUCGAGCCCUGGAACACGGGAAACCAAGUGAUUCUUUCGAAUAUAUAUGCGUCAACGGGCAAGUGGAGCUCCGUUGCCAAAGUAUGGAAGAUGAUGAAAGACAAACAACAUAAAAAGUCAGCCGGCUAUAGUUUUAUUGAGUUGGAGGGGAGCAUUCAUAAGUUUCUUGUUGAGGAUACGUCCCAUCCUAGAUUCGAGGAGAUAUACGAAGCUUUGGAUGAGAUUACAAUGACCAUGAAACUUCUUGGUUAUGUGCCAAAUUUGGAUCUACAAAUGGAAAGCUGAUCUUCUAGAAGAGCUUGGAAGAUUUCGUAGUUGUUAUGAUCAGAUAUUAGCCCUAUCAUGGGGCAAAGGAUUCUUUGAAGCUGCUGUUAUAGAGGUGGGCAAAUGAAACUAUGCAAAAUUGAGAGGAAAAGAUGAAUAAUCUGCCUGUUGGUAUUUUGGCUUUUUUCGAAGUUCUAUGCCCGAACAACAUUGCCGUAGAAUCAUGAGGCAAAACCGAGAGUGAUCCUUGUUGUAUAAAACUUUUGAAAAGUUCUCGAUGUGGAGGAAAUGCUUUUGCCAAAUGCGUGCUGAAACAUUAUCAACUUCAGAAAGUCUCAUUCAUGACGGGCUCCUGCAAUUGUUCGGAGAGUGCCAUCUUAAGAAAUAUGUGGAUAUAUUCUGGGUUUCUUUUUUCUCAACAUUCGAGGAAAAGGUACAACUCCGAGCAUCUGGAAUUUUUCCGUCGCAAAGGAAAAUUCUUUUCUUUCUAACAGAAUUGAGGAUAUUAGCCCGCGAGUAGUUUUGGUGAUUUAAAGAUGCACAUUUGACAUCCAAGCAGUGGUUGAACUGGUUUGAGGCUCGGCUUGGCUGCGAUUCUUUCAAAUCACUUCAGAUGACGCAGAUCAAAAAUUGCGAUGCUAAUACUAAAGUGAUGCUGAAUGAGAAGCAGAAUAGGAAUCUACCGUCAAUUCAAACCUGGUUAGAUUUGUGAUAGCAUAACAAGUAAAGAGAAUAAAGAUAGUUGAAGCCAAAACGACGACAAAUUUGUUGGGAGAUUCCCCCCCUUUUUUUUCUCUUUCGAAUCUUUUGUUGCGUUUCACAUCUAUAUUUGUAGCUAGAAAUGUAUAGAAGGCUCAAAGCUUUUCAAUGUGAAAUUGCACCUGUUAUUCUUUUGUAUCAUGAUUUUGAUGAGAUGAGAUUGAAGGUCUUGAGUUAA
Ananas comosus (pineapple) is the source of this 2511-nucleotide messenger RNA. Its product is annotated as pentatricopeptide repeat-containing protein At5g08510. Bases 30 to 1595 code for a protein of 521 amino acids. NCBI's taxonomy places the organism in Eukaryota, Viridiplantae, Streptophyta, Magnoliopsida, Poales, Bromeliaceae. The transcript has 3 exons. Gene Ontology annotation, biological process: RNA modification. Gene Ontology annotation, molecular function: protein binding; RNA binding. The record is from RefSeq and is a predicted model, not a curated record.